This is a messenger RNA of Dissoconium aciculare CBS 342.82, 1599 nucleotides long. RefSeq names its product putative cytosolic iron-sulfur protein assembly protein 1. NCBI's taxonomy places the organism in Eukaryota, Fungi, Ascomycota, Dothideomycetes, Mycosphaerellales, Dissoconiaceae. Gene Ontology annotation, biological process: iron-sulfur cluster assembly. Gene Ontology annotation, molecular function: protein binding. The transcript has a single exon. The record is from RefSeq and is a predicted model, not a curated record. Gene Ontology annotation, cellular component: cytosolic [4Fe-4S] assembly targeting complex. The coding region runs from base 124 to 1401 and encodes 425 amino acids.
GGCGGACAUUUUUCACCAGCACCAAAAGAUUUCACUGUCGUCCACGCAUUUAAAUAAUCUACAGAUAAACCCGACAAAGAGCACUCCCAUUUUAAGCACGUCGACCGGGAAUAUUCGGUUGCAAUGCCAGAUCUCCAACCACUCACAUCGCUAAGCCCGCCGUGCACAUCACGCACGUGGCUCACUACUCCUCAUCCACACCUACCGAUCGUCGCGACUGCAUGCUCUGACAAGACAGUGCGAAUCUACUCACUACAGAACUUCCAACAAUUGAAUACCGUAUCCGGUGCACACAAACGUUCAGUAAGGACAUGCGCAUGGAAGCCGAAUAGCCUAGGCGAGAGUGUAUUGGUUACCGGCAGCUUCGAUGCCAGCGCCGCGAUAUGGAAGAGAUGGGAGGAGAACGCUGGCGGAGGACUGAAAGGUGAUGCACAAGAGAUUGAUUUCACAGGUGGAUUGGCUGGUGGAGACCCUGAUGCUGCCGACGAGGAUGACGAAUGGCGUCUCGAAGUCAUUCUGGACGGGCACGACUCCGAGAUCAAGAGCGUGACUUUCUGUCCGACUGCACCUCUUCUCGCCACGUGUAGUCGCGACAAAAGUAUAUGGAUCUGGGAGGAGUUGGAGGGCGACAAUUUCGAGACUAUGGCAGUACUGCAGGAGCACGAAGGCGAUGUGAAAUGUGUUGCGUGGCACCCAACAGAACAAUUGUUGGCCAGCGGAAGCUACGAUGACAACGUAAGAUUAUGGAGGGAAGACGUCGACGAUUGGGCCUGUUGUACGCUAUUGAAUGGGCACAAGGGGACAGUGUGGUGGGUCGAAUUUGAGGGUGCCGAGAGGAAUGGCCUGAGCACAUCAGAAGGCUCAGUCUCCGACGAGCAGAAAGCGUUGUUAGAGCUAAGAGAAAAAGCCGGCCCUCGACUCAUCACAUGUUCAGAUGACCUGACUAUUCGAAUAUGGCGAAAAGUCCCAUCUGACAAACCUGCGCCUCCAACGGGCCAGGGCAAGAUGCCCACAAUUUGGAAGAACCGAGACUUCGAGGAGGAAUGGAUUGAGGAGAUGCGAUUGCCGCAAGUUCACGAGCGGCCAAUCUACUCUAUCAACUGGAGCAAGAAGACAGGCCGCGUGGUUAGUACAGGCAGUGACGGCAAGAUUGUGGUAUACGAGGAAAGGUGGAUCACAGCAUCCCAAGACGGCGACACAACGCUCCCGGACGCAUCCAUCUCCAAUGUUUUGUCGAAAUGGGUUGUCGUCGCAGAUAUUGAGAAUGCGCACGAUGUUUUCGAAAUCAACCACGUCACUUGGGCGCCACGCUCGGACAAAGCUCGCCGACAUGCUGACGAAGAGGUUAUUCUCAGCACAGGGGAUGACGGCGAGGUGAAGGUUUGGACGCUGGACAAAUGAUUACAAACAUGCUUUCGGCAACAGAAUUUGGCAAAAUCCAGCUUCACUCUUGCGGAAUAAGGUUCUCGAUUCGGCACUUCGCCUCAUGUCGCGAAAUACGUGCCCUCAAGCAGGCACGGCCUCGCCUCGUAUUGCCUACGACAAUCUGUUCGUCACUCGACAUGUAGUCAGGAGGCUGUGCGCGCAUGACAACUCCUA